AUGGAACAUCAAGUGGGAUUGGUGUUGGAUGCAUUAGCAUUAUUAUCUGUAUCGCAACAACAACAAACGUUUAUACAUAAAGUAGACACAACAAGAACAACAAGAGUCAUGCAUGACAAGAAUGACAAGAAUGACAAUAUAGUAAUGGAUGUGGAUGGAACUUGUUCUUGGAAUUCGAUGGAUGUAAUUUCUAUAACGUCUGUCUGUCUGUCUGUCUGUCUGUAUGCUGAUACUGCUAGAUACUGCUACUAG
Molecule: messenger RNA, 252 nt
Organism: Cavenderia fasciculata
Lineage: Eukaryota; Evosea; Eumycetozoa; Acytosteliales; Cavenderiaceae
Exons: 4
Coding region: 1-252 (83 amino acids)
Source: RefSeq, a predicted model, not a curated record